AUGACCACCCCUGUUCUUACAAGUGUGGUUCCAGGUGCAGGGCCCCUGCAUUCUUCAGCCUACUUUGUCCGUCUCUACUUACCAGUAAAGUUCCAGGCUUCCCCUCCUGUUCCUCUCCCAGAACUGAACCUCCACCCAGACAGAUGGCCAGGCCACUGCAUUGCAGUGAGGAGCUUCUCAGGUUAUGCACGGGACAAGAAUGUGGUUGAGGAAGCUGAGAAGCUUGCCAUGAGCUUGAGCCGGUCGCCCUGGGCUAACUCCACAAAGUACCCUAGUAAGAACGCGUACUCGAUUGCACAGUACAGUAGUCCAUUCCGCUUCAUCGGCCGUGUCAAUGAGGUGUGGUUUGAUGUCGACUGCGAGUCUACUGGUGUGGAGACGUACUGA
This is a messenger RNA of Panicum virgatum (switchgrass), 387 nucleotides long. Its product is annotated as heme-binding protein 2-like. The record is from RefSeq and is a predicted model, not a curated record. Lineage: Eukaryota; Viridiplantae; Streptophyta; Magnoliopsida; Poales; Poaceae. The transcript has a single exon. Bases 1 to 387 code for a protein of 128 amino acids.